AUGAACCUUUUCAACCCCCCUGCCGCGGCUCGAGCUGCCAAAACCCUCGACAGGGCCCUGUUCUCACGCACGCUGCCCACUGUUGCGGCGAGCGUGCGCGAGAACAAGCUCAUCUCCAAGUACAGGAAGGAGUUUGGGAAGACGAGGGAGGUGCUGAUGCUGGAGAAGUUUGACCCGAUUGCCGCGGAUCCGGACGAGGCGUUGGCGGGCCAGGGGAAGAAGUGUCUUAUUCUGAGGCCGGAUUUGAAAAUAUCAGUUGACAUUAUGAGGUCGAUAAUACCGGAGGAGCUUCAGGACGAGAUCCCCGCGAGUUUUAACACCGCAGGGCACGUGGCGCACCUGAAUUUGAGAGACCGAUAUCAGCCGUAUAAAUACGUCAUUGGCCAGGUCAUUCUCGACAAGAAUCCUGUUAUCCGGACAGUUAUCAACAAGACGGACGAUGUUGGCACCCAGAAUGAAUUCCGAACAUUCAGCUACGAGGUACUGGCUGGUCCCGAUGACAUGCUGGUGGAGGUUAGUGAGGCCGGAUGCGUCUUCAACUUUGACUACUCCAAGGUGUACUGGAACUCGAAGCUGAGUGGGGAACAUGAACGGAUCUGUGCCAUGUUCAAGCCUGGCGAGGUAGUUGCCGAUGUGAUGGCUGGGAUCGGACCUUUUGCCGCGCCCGCGGGGAAGAAGGGUGUUUUCGUCUGGGCAAAUGAUAAGAACCCGGAGAGUUACAAGUAUCUCACUGAAAUUGUCAAGAGGAACAAGGUGACCGAGUUUGUCAAACCCUUCAACGAAGACGGCCACGACUUCAUCAAACGAGCCGCAGACCUCGUGUUGGAAGCCUCUCAGCGCCGAGACUGCGCCGUCCUCAAACCCGUCAAGGUGUCUCGUAGCGUACCACCAGAGAAGCGGCCCGAGCCAGUUCGCGUUCCUGUGCCCCCUACCAUUUCCCACUAUGUCAUGAACUUGCCUGCUUCUGCUCUCGAGUUCCUACAUAACUUCAAAGGCUUGUACCACGGCCAUGAAAUGCUCUUCACGCCACACACGGACACAAAGUUGCCCUUGAUCCACGCGCAUUGCUUUGCCGUCAAGGCGGACGAUGCGACCCCUCUUGAUGAUAUAUGCCAACGCAUCUACAGCGAAAUUGGUGUCCAGCUGAAGCCGGGUAGCGCGGAAGUGGAAGGAGAAGUGGCUAUCCACGAGGUUCGGGAUGUCGCUCCCGCAAAGAGGAUGUUUUGCGCAAGUUUCCGUCUGCCUCCUGAGGUGGCUUUCUCCCCGCGGGCUUGA
Metarhizium acridum CQMa 102 is the source of this 1275-nucleotide messenger RNA. The record is from RefSeq and is a predicted model, not a curated record. Lineage: Eukaryota; Fungi; Ascomycota; Sordariomycetes; Hypocreales; Clavicipitaceae.